AUGGCGGCUAAGAGUAAAAUCCUAGUUGUGGGAGUAACAGGAUACAUAGGAAAAUUCAUAGUUAAGGCAAGCGCAGAAGCAGAACAUCCCACGUUUGUUUUAGUCAGAGAGAGCACAGUUUCUCAUCCUGAAAAGUCUAAACUUAUUGACACCUUCAAGAGUUCUGGAGUUACUCUGCUUUAUGGUGAUCUGAAUGAUCAUGAAAGCCUUGUUAAGGCAAUAAAGGAAGUUGAUGUUGUAAUAUCUACACUUGGUGGACAGCAGACAGAUGAUCAAGUGAAACUAAUUGCAGCAAUAAAAGAAGCCCCUCCCCGGGACAAGGCUGUCAUUCUAGGAGAUGGAAACGUCCAAGCUGUUUAUGUGUCGGAGGAAGACGUUGGGACCUAUACCAUCAAAGCAGCGGACGACCCAAGAACCUUGAACAAAACUCUCUACCUCAGACCCCCUUCCAAUAUUUUGAGCUUAAGACAACGCUUGAGAAAGUCUACAUUCCAGAAGAUCAACUUCUUAAGAACAUCCAGGGAAGUUAGUACGAACUAUGAGAUUGACCCUUCUUCCUGUGUGGAAGCUUCUGAAAUAUACCCUGAGGUCAAAUACACUUCUGUCGACAAUUAUUUGAAUGCUUUUGUCUGA
Molecule: messenger RNA, 633 nt
Organism: Sphenostylis stenocarpa
Lineage: Eukaryota; Viridiplantae; Streptophyta; Magnoliopsida; Fabales; Fabaceae
Source: the annotation of a GenBank genome assembly